Molecule: messenger RNA, 1668 nt
Organism: Setaria italica (foxtail millet)
Lineage: Eukaryota; Viridiplantae; Streptophyta; Magnoliopsida; Poales; Poaceae
Product: rubisco accumulation factor 1, chloroplastic-like
Exons: 1
Coding region: 69-1448 (459 amino acids)
Cellular component (GO): chloroplast
Source: RefSeq, a predicted model, not a curated record
GCGGCCGUUGUCCGUUUCCUCCCUGUUUCCGUCCCUCCCUCCCCUGCUUCUCCCCCCUUAUCGCCACCAUGCUCUCCCUCUCCCACCCGCACACGCACCCCGCCGCGGCGCCGCGGCACCAGCGCGCGCCCCGCCCCGCCGUCGCGGCCACCCCCGCGUCGUGCCGCCGCCGCGCCAGCCACAUCGCCGCGAGCGCAAUCCUGCUCCCCGGCGGCGGCAGCACGGGCGGCCGCGGCGACCGGAAGCUCCCCUUCACCCCUCCCCCGAUGGCUCCGCCGGGCCAGCUCUACCAGCCCUUCCACCCGCCGCCGUCCCCGCUUCCGUCCAAGUUCCGCACCCUCGACCUCACCCAGCGCCUCGAGGUCCUUCGCGAGCGCCUGGGCCAGUGGCACGAGUACGCGCCCCUCAUCUCCGCGCUCUCCCGCGACGGCUUCACCCCGUCCUCCAUCGAGGAGGCCACGAGCAUCACCGGCGUCGAGCAGAACUGCCUCGUCGUCGCGUCCCAGGUCCGCGACUCGCUCCUCAGCGAGACGGCCGCGUUCCCUCCCGACCUGCUUCCCUACUUCGACUCCUACGGCGGGCCCGACCUGCUCUACGAGCUCCGCUUCCUCAACGCGCGCCAGCGCGCCGACGCCGCGAAGCACGCCAUCGACUACCGCCUCGAGCCCAAGGGCGUGCGGGAGCUGGCGCGCUCCAUGAAGGACUUCCCGCGCCGCCGCGCGGUGGACGAAGGAUGGGAGGCCUUCGACGGCGCGUCCCCGGGGGACUGCCUCGCCUUCGCGCGCUUCCGCCAGUCGCGGGAGGCCAUCGACGUGGAUGACCGCAUCGCCGAGCUCAACCGCGCGCUGCAGGUCGUGGCCACCGAGACGGCCAGGGCGCGUCUUGAGCUCGAGAUGGAGCGCGCCAGGAAGAAGGCCGCCGGGGAGGAGGUGGAGGAGGGCGAGGACGACACCGCCUCGCGACCCGCCGUCAACGUGGUGCGGCUCCAGUACGGCGAGGUCGCCGAGGCGUCCACCGUGCUGCUGCUGCCGGUGGUGAGGGAGACGGACGGCGUCGCGGCCAUGGAGUCCGCGCCCAGGCGGACCAAGACGGACGUCGACCUCGGGAUCGUGGAGGUGGACAAGGCGUGGGCGCGCUGGGCCGUCGUGCCCGGAUGGGGCCCCGUCGCCGCGGCCGCGGAGGAGGCGGUCGCGAUCGAGCUGGCCGACGGGCGCAGGCUGCCGUGGCGGACGGCCGAGGAGGAGCCGGUGCUGGUCAUUGCCAACCGGGGCCAGAAGGAGGUGGCGGAGCAGGGGAGCUACGUCCUCGAGAAGGAAGGCCGGCUUGUGGUGGAGAGGGGGAGAAAGCUGGCUGAGCAGGGCAUCACCGUCGCAGCCGCCGAGGUGUUGAUCGUUGUCCGGCCGCCCAGGGAUGAGGACGAAAUGAUCAGCGACGAGGAGUGGGACUAAUUGGAGGGGUUUAGGAAGUUUUUUCUUGGAGAUGGCAAUUUUUUUCAUGGGUAGAGUUUUCCCCUCUUCUCGUCACAGUUGAUGAACAAGAGGAACGAACUGCCGCUUUGAUUCGGUAUAUCCGUACAUGUCAUAUAGGAACAUUGUGUAGUCCCUUAGCCUUUGCAUUGCUGGCUAUUGUUUCGCCUCAUUAUAUUUAAAUAAUAUGAUCACAUAAACA